UCCCGGUGGGUCUGCCCGCCCCCCUCCACCUCUCUGCUCACCUCGGAGAAGGGGGGCGGGGGCGGGAGAGAGCCGGCCACCGGGGGUCUAACCCUGCUCGGCUCCGGACACCGUCUUCUUAUUGCCUGAAGACUCCACCUCCCGCCGAAGCCCCGGUCGGGGCAGGAAGAGGAGCGGGUGGGGGCGGCGCGGGCAGGGCGAGGUCCUUUGGGUUGCGAGUCCUCGGGUUAAGUUGCGGGUCCAAUUCCACACCUUCCCGGCCUCUUCCCGGCGUGGCUCCGCCCCUGGGGCAGUGGGGAGCCACUCACCCUCUGCCCAGCUGGGUCCGGGCCACGCAAACUUUUCCUUCCGAUUUGGACCGGCCCCUGGAGCAGGACGUCCGGCUCCAGACGUAUCCUUUCCUUGCCCUCACCACGCGUGCUUCCCGGGCGCUCGGACGCCCAAGUCCAGGGGUUGUCUCUCUUCCCGGCACGGCCUUGACGGGAGGAGGGAAGUUGACGGAGAAGGGGAGAGGGGCGUGAGCGGGAUUUGCGCCAAAGGCGGGGGGACCUUGAUCCUUGAUCACUGGCAGCGGUAGCUGGCUACGUAGUGGCGGCAGCAGCUGGAGCCGCUGGAUGUGCAGACUCUGGGCGGGCUGCCCCGCUUCCCCUGCCUCCUAGCUUAAACCCUUUAAUUUCCCUGUGCUGUGCUGCGCCGGGGCAGGGGAGAGCGGGAUUUGUCGGUCUGCAGGCUUUGCAUCUCUCCUUGGAAAAUGAAGUUAAGCCGCCAGUUCACCGUGUUCGGUAGCGCAAUCUUUUGCGUGGUGAUCUUCUCCCUGUACCUGAUGCUGGACCGAGGGCACUUCGACCACCCAAAGAACCUUCGCCGGGAGGGCGCCUUCCAGCAGGCCCAGCUCUCAAUAUUGCAAGAAAAAAUAGACCAUUUAGAACGUUUACUGGCAGAAAAUAAUGAAAUAAUUUCAAACAUUAGAGACUCUGUCAUCAAUUUGAGUGAAUCUGUUAAAGAUGAUCAGAAGAGUCCUCAAAAUAAUAAUAAUGUCAGUCAAGGAUCCAUCUCUAAUCUUAUGCCAUCUGUUUUAACAUCCUUCCUGAAAGAACCUGAAGACUGUUCAUUUGCUUCAGAAAGCGGAAAUCAGAAUUCAGACGUACAGAUGUUGAAUGUUUACAGCCUUCUUCCAUUUGACAAUCCAGAUGGAGGAGUUUGGAAACAAGGAUUUGACAUUACAUAUGAAAACAAUGAAUGGGACAGUGAAUCCCUUCAAGUAUUUGUUGUACCUCAUUCACAUAAUGACCCAGGUUGGCUGAAGACUUUCAAUGACUACUUUAGAGACCAAACCCAGCAUAUUCUUAAUAACAUGGUGGUAAAGCUGAAUGAAGACAGAAGGAGAAAAUUUAUGUGGUCUGAAAUCUCUUAUUUUUCAAAAUGGUGGGAUGGAAUAGAUAGUCAGAAGAAGGAUGCUGUUAAGAGUUUAAUAGCAAAUGGACAGCUCGAAAUUGGGACAGGUGGAUGGGUCAUGGCUGAUGAAGCAUCUGCACAUUAUUUUGCAUUAAUUGAUCAACUUAUUGAAGGACAUCAAUGGCUGGAAAGAAACGUAGGAGUGAAACCUAGAUCAGGCUGGGCUAUUGAUCCAUUUGGACAUUCACCAACAAUGACAUAUCUGCUGAAACGCACUGGAUUUUCCAACAUGCUUAUCCAGAGAAUUCAUUAUGCAAUUAAAAAACACUUUGCAGCCACAAAGUCACUAGAAUUUUAUUGGAGACAAAAUUGGGAUUUGGGAUCUAGUACAGAUAUAUUUUGCCAUAUGAUGCCAUUUUAUAGUUAUGAUAUCCCUCAUACUUGUGGGCCUGAUCCUAAAAUAUGUUGCCAGUUUGAUUUUAAACGACUUCCUGGAGGUAGAAUCAGCUGUCCCUGGAGAGUCCCUCCAGAAGCAAUACAUCAAGGAAAUGUCAAUCACAGGGCAUGGAUGUUGUUAGACCAAUACAGAAAGAAGUCAAAACUUUACCGUACUAAAGUACUCUUGGCUCCUCUAGGAGAUGAUUUCCGUUAUACUGAAAGCUCAGAAUGGGAUCAGCAGUACCAGAAUUAUCAGAGAAUUUUUGAUUAUUUGAAUUCUCAACCCGAAUUACAUGUUAAGAUUCAAUUUGGCACUAUAUCGGAUUAUUUUGAUGCCUUGCAUAAAGUAGCUACACAACACACAAAAAAUACUAAAUCAUUAUUUCCCGUUUUGAGUGGAGAUUUUUUCACCUAUGCUGAUAGAGAUGAUCAUUAUUGGAGUGGAUAUUUUACGUCAAGACCCUUCUAUAAACGAAUGGAUAGAAUAAUGGAGUCCUACUUAAGGACUGCCGAGAUUCUUUACUCUUUUGCACGAUUACAAGCUCAGAAAUUUAAGAAGACAAGUUUGUUCCCUUCAGCAUCAUAUUACCAGUUAUUAACAGAAGCUAGAAGGAAUCUUGGCCUUUUCCAACAUCAUGAUGCCAUUACAGGAACUGCUAAAGAUUGGGUGGUUGUGGAUUAUGGCACGAGACUUUUCCAUUCUUUAAUGAGCUUGAAGACAAUAAUCAGAGAUUCUGCUCACAUCCUCAUUCUGAAGGACAAAGAUGCCUACAGCUUUAACCCAUCCAUCCCCUUCUUACAAAUGGAGAGUGAGCAACAAUCACAAGAUAGUCUGCCUCAAAAAACUGUUAUAAAGCUGAGUAUGCAGCCACGGUACCUUGUGAUCUACAAUCCUUUUGAACAAGAGCGUCACUCUGUAGUUUCAGUCUAUGUGAGUUCAUCAAAAGUUAAAGUACUCACAGAUUCAGGAAAACCUGUCUUAACUCAAAUUAGUGCUGUUUGGGAGGGACCCAAUACAAUUUCAAAUGAAGCAUAUCAGAUUUCCUUUGUAGCCCAUCUAUUGCCAUUAAGUUUGAAAAUAUACCAGCUUUUGGAAUCAGAGAGCUCAGAGUCACACAUGGCUGCUUAUGCAGUCUAUAAUAUGGAAGCAAGUUCUGGAACAAUUUUCAAGAUAAAAGAAAUGAAAUUCAAUACAGAUGACAUAGCUAUAGAGAACUCAUGUAUGAAACUUGACUUUAGUGGAUCUGGAUUAAUGGAGAAAAUUACUAAUAAAGAAGAUGGUAAAGUCCAUGAAGUCAAAUUGGAGUUUGCUUGGUAUGGAACCAGGAAUGGUAGAGACAAGAGUGGUGCUUAUCUUUUCUUACCUGAUGGAGAAGCCAAGCCCUACAUUUCUGCUGAUCCACCUUUUAUCAGAGUGACACAUGGAAGGAUUUAUUCAGAAGUUACAUGUCUCUUUCCUAAUUUGAAACACAACGUGCGACUUUAUAAUGUUCAGGGAAUAGAAGGUCAGUCUGUGGAAGUUUCUAAUAUUUUGGACAUCAGAGGAGAAUAUAAUCGUGAGAUUGCAAUGAGAAUUUCUUCUGACUUAAACAGUCAAAACAGAUUUUAUACUGACUUAAAUGGAUAUCAGAUUCAGCCUAGAGUGACAAUGAGCAAAUUACCCCUUCAAGCAAAUUUCUACCCAAUGACAACAAUGUCUUACAUCCAAGAUGAUGGGUUUCGUUUGACACUUCUUGCUGCCCAAUCUUUAGGUGUUGCAAGUUUAAAAAAUGGGCAGAUUGAAGUUGUCAUGGAUCGUCGACUCAUGCAAGAUGAUUAUCGUGGCCUUGGACAAGGUGUACAAGAUAACAAGAUUACAGCUAAUUUAUUUCGAAUUCUAUUAGAAAAAAGAAAUGGAAUUAACACGAAAGAAGAAAAGAAGUCAGUCAGUUUUCCUUCUCUUCUUAGCCACUUAACAUCAUCUUUCUUAAACCAUCCAGUCAUCACAAUGACUACAAAUCCAGACAUCAAUAUUCCUCACCUCCUGAAUGGAUUUUCUCCACUUGUAUCAUCCAUGCCUUGUGACAUUCAUUUAGUUAAUCUAAGGACAAUACAAUCUAAGGAAGACAGUGGACCAUCAGAUGAGGCUGCCUUAAUACUUCAUAGAAAGGGAUUUGAUUGUAGAUUGUCUAAUAGAAGUGAACAGCUUUGCUCACUUACUCAGGGAAAGAUAUUGGUACACAAACUGUUUAACGAAUUUACUGUUCGAAGUCUUAUACCAUCAUCAUUAACUUUGAUGCAUUCACCUCCGGAUGCCAGAAAUAUAAGUGAUAUCAACAUGAAUCCCAUGGAAAUCAGUACAUUCCGAAUCCAUUUGAGAUGAACCUGGCUUUCAGUUUUGGAUUGUGAAGAAGAAAUAGCUUUUGUAUCUUUUUGAUUUGACGUGCAAUAAAGAAGCACAUUGUUAUUCCAGCUUCUGGAUACUGUGAGAACAUGAAUUCUGUGAUUUUCUUUUCACUAAGAUUUUUUUUUUUCCACAAAAGCCAUUUUUUAAAACAAUUUUUUAGUUCUUUAUCAUGAAACACCACUGUCAGUAUAAAUUAAUGCAACAAAAGAAGAAAUAUCUAAGGACAGUAACCUAUCAACAACAGAUUUAGUCUCAGGUUAAAUGCUAAUUAUGUCUUUGUUGGGGUUGUGAGAUGGUUGUUAAAAGUAUUUGCUGAUCCUUGAUCAAUUUAUAUGAAAAUUGCAAUGGUUAAUAUUUCAUUUCAGUAUUUAAAUGAAAUGAGAUAAAAAGCUGUUGGGUAAUAGCUAAUGGCCAAAUAGUUGCAAUAAUGCAUACAGAUUACAAAUUUUUUUAUUCUUAUUUUGUACUAUGGAGAGGUGAAUUCUGUGGUGAAGUGCAAUCCAGGAGCCUUUGUGAUAUGAAUGAUUAACUUUCAUACCUUCCUCUAAUUUACUUCUUGUUUUGUAUCCUACCUUAUCCAUUCUUCCCUUACCAUCACCCCAGGUUGCCAAUAUGUAGUUAAAAAAAAAAAAGGACAUUUUUAUUACUUGACAAAG
Messenger RNA from Sarcophilus harrisii (Tasmanian devil), 4875 nucleotides. RefSeq names its product mannosidase alpha class 2A member 1 (gene MAN2A1). The record is from RefSeq and is a predicted model, not a curated record. Gene Ontology annotation, molecular function: alpha-mannosidase activity; carbohydrate binding. Gene Ontology annotation, cellular component: Golgi membrane. Gene Ontology annotation, biological process: mannose metabolic process; N-glycan processing; protein deglycosylation. The transcript is spliced from 22 exons. NCBI's taxonomy places the organism in Eukaryota, Metazoa, Chordata, Mammalia, Dasyuromorphia, Dasyuridae. Bases 752 to 4195 code for a protein of 1147 amino acids.